Molecule: messenger RNA, 749 nt
Organism: Paraglomus occultum
Lineage: Eukaryota; Fungi; Glomeromycota; Glomeromycetes; Paraglomerales; Paraglomeraceae
Source: the annotation of a GenBank genome assembly
AACAACACUUUACUCCAGUCGACAUGGUUGGACUUACCUCUGCAGGUGGCAUUAUCUCGUUACUGGACGAGCCUGAGGAACAACUCAAGAUAUAUGCCCUGCAAAAAUUGAAUACGCUUGUCGACCAAUUCUGGGCAGAGAUAUCGGACUCGGUCGCAAAAAUUGAAAUUCUACAUGAAGACGAGAAUUUUCCUGAACGUGAACUUUCUGCUCUCGUUGCAUCAAAGGUGUAUUACCAUCUUGGUGAAUUUGAUGAGUCUUUGACAUUUGCACUCGGAGCCGGUCACUUAUUCGACGCGUCUUCUAAAUCGGAAUAUGUAGAAACAAUUAUAUCCAAAUGUAUUGACAAGUACAUUAGCCUGCGUGUUCAGCAGUAUGAUAGCCCCACAGGGGACCCAAAAAUUGAUCCUCGACUACGAGAUGUCGUUGAGCGCAUGUUCCAAAGGUGUUACCACGAUGGUGAAUAUAAACAGGCGAUUGGUAUUGCAUUGGAGGCUAGGCGAUUGGAUAUUAUUGAAGAAACAAUGAGAUUAGGAGAUGGCGCAGAUUUAUUAUCUUAUGUUUUAAACGUGAGCAUGACUCUGGUGCAUAAUUUGGAUUUUCGCAACAAGGUUUUACGACUUUUGGUAAAGUUGUAUCAGAACCUCAGUGAGCCCGAUUAUGUAUCGAUAAGCCAGUGCUUUGUACAUCUGAAUGAUCCAGCAUCUGCUGCUAAAUUGUUGGAAGAUCUUGUUUCUAAAGAUGAGGAC